Molecule: messenger RNA, 1295 nt
Organism: Theobroma cacao (cacao)
Lineage: Eukaryota; Viridiplantae; Streptophyta; Magnoliopsida; Malvales; Malvaceae
Product: copper transporter 4-like
Biological process (GO): copper ion transmembrane transport
Cellular component (GO): plasma membrane
Molecular function (GO): copper ion transmembrane transporter activity
Source: RefSeq, a predicted model, not a curated record
AAAAUCAAACAGAAGAAGAAGAUGAUGUUCCUGCCUUGGGCCCCUGCUGAGAAACUUCUACAGUGUUUACACUGGCUAAAACUCAAAAAGGACCAGAGCCCAUGUGCCAACACCAUGCCCAUCUCUUCUCUUUGCCUUUCCACUGGCGACCCACAGAUAGACAUACGCUACACAGCUUUUAGUUAAUUAAUCAUAAAGCAGGGAAAUUAGUUGAUAAAGACAGAAUAAGAUCUAAAAUCUCUGCUUCAAUGCGUCAUUGGCUGGAAUUAUUUAAGCUGGAGAUUAGUACAAAAAGAUAAAGUAGCUUCUUAUCUCUGCCUUGGCAGUCAUUCGGUCCGUGCGAACUUGGAAAUGUCAGUUCCAGGGGAAUUGCUUGGGAUCGAGUUUUGCAGGAUUCUAAAGUACACUUCUCUUUUUCUCCUUCAAUCCUUCCCCCACGCCCCUUCCGAGCACGUACAAGCCAAAGACAUGACCAAUCAACAUCCCCCUGGAAGAUUAUAACCAUGGAAGAGUAAGCCACCUGCCCUGGAAAUGAGCGUGGAACCAUGCAAACUCAAUAAACCCAGCUUUAGAAAUGAAGAAAAAAAGAAGAAAGAUUCUGUAUUUUCUUCUGUUCCCUCUUUAAAACCCUGCUUCUCUUCUUUCCCAAAUACAAAACAAUAAGAAAGAACAGAGGAAAAGGAAGUAAUUGAAGUCGAUGGUGAACAUGGUGGAAACGACAUCGGCUUGGAACACGACAGGACUCCACGUGCAUCGGAAGUCGCUGUUGCACAUGAGUUUCUACUGGGGACACAAAUCCGAAAUCCUCUUCUCCGGUUGGCCGGGUUCCAACUCGGGCAUGUACGCGUUGGCCUUGAUGUUCGUGUUCGCCUUGGCAGUGACCGUGGAGUGGCUCUCUUACUGCAGCAUCAUCAAGCCUGGAGCUAACAAGGUCGCCGCUGGGUUCUUUCAGACGGCGAUGCACACGGUGCGUGCAGGGCUGAGCUACAUGGUGAUGCUGGCUGUCAUGUCGUUUAACGGUGGCGUUUUCCUCGCCGCGGUUUUCGGACACGCGGUGGGGUUCUUGGUUUUCGGGAGUCGGGCUUUUAGAAAGUCCGGCGGGUCCGAGAAGAAGCCGGACCUUCCCCCCAGGAAGUAGGAAAAUGCUGUGUUUAAGUGGAAAUUGAGGGGGUAAUUGAUUUUCCAUGUGUUUACUCUUUACUCUCUGUGUGUUUUGAUUGACAGAAGUUAAUCUCUUGUAAUUUGGGUUACUUGUUGUGCAACUUUGAACAACUUCAUAAGAAUUUUGCAUUCAU